Messenger RNA from Solenopsis invicta (red fire ant), 3235 nucleotides. Its product is annotated as short/branched chain specific acyl-CoA dehydrogenase, mitochondrial. Bases 799 to 2049 code for a protein of 416 amino acids. NCBI's taxonomy places the organism in Eukaryota, Metazoa, Arthropoda, Insecta, Hymenoptera, Formicidae. The record is from RefSeq and is a predicted model, not a curated record. The transcript has a single exon. Gene Ontology annotation, molecular function: acyl-CoA dehydrogenase activity; flavin adenine dinucleotide binding. Gene Ontology annotation, cellular component: mitochondrion.
CGCGCGCGACAUUCGGUCAUGAACGUAAAAAUAACCAAGAAAGAAACAAGGUCCCUAAAAUGGGUGACCCAGACAUUAAUGGGACGGUACAAAACAUCACAAAAAACUCGGAUGAUGUAAUCAUACAUUGGAAGGAGUGCUCUAUUGUUGAUUCAGUUGCCAAAAAGAAAAAAAAAGAGUUAAAAACUGCAAGUGGUCCGUGCAUGUGGUCAAGAUCAUUGCAUUUGGAGGUUAGUAUACAAAUAAAAAAAAAAAAAUAUUUUGCUAGUACAUAAGUAAAUUUGGACUGGUUAGAUUGGAUUAUAAUUUUAGACAGGUUCUCAUCAUAGAGAUUUAGUACAUACAUCUCGGCAGUAAAUAUUUAUUUGAAUAUUACGAAUGAUGUCGAAAUAUUCUCAAAAGAAUUAAUUUCUCAAGAAUUAAUUUAACAAAAUAUUUUUGUCCUGCACCACUGUGAUUAGGUCUGUUCUUUUUAGUUGAACUUGUUGUGCAGUUCAGCUUUUCCCUCUUCUCUCAUUUUCCCUUCACGUUGAAAAGAAGAAGAGACGAUGAACCGUUCAAGAAAAUUUCAUCUUAAAAGAACAGACCAAUCGAUUAUACUUUAAAAUUUUUAUUAAUAAAUGUGUGCCGUUUUUUGCAAUAAAUGCCACGUCAUGCAUGCAAUAAUACUUUAUAAACACGUGGUGUUGAUAACGAUUAUUCGACAUCAGUCUCUAACGAGUCACGUGCAAGAGUUGCCACACUUUCGCACUUAACGAAUAUUCAGUAUCUUUGUAUUUCCUCGAAGAAGUGCCAAACAUGUACUCGUCGAUACUUCGAUCCAUUCUGCGCCGCACGCAGCAGAAACUGACUGCGACGCGCCAACUACAUUUACACACGUCGCGUCUUCAGCACCACACAGGCCCACUGACACAGUUUACAGACGACGAGCUCAUGACAAAGGAAAUGGUCGCCAAGCUGGCUAAGCAAGAGAUUGCUCCUCUCGUACGAAAAAUGGAAAAGGAGGGGAAACUAGACGAUGGUCUGUUUCAGAAACUCUUCGAGAAUGGCCUGAUGGGUAUAGAAAUCCCGACGGAAUACGGUGGAACGGGCAGCAACUUUAUGAGCACGAUUCUAACUAUCGAAGAAAUUUCUAAGGUCGAUAUGGCAGUGUCCGUACCUGUCGAUAUCCACAAUACUUUGACGAACUCGUUGAUUCUCAAAAUCGGAUCUGAAGAACAAAAGCGGAAGUACUUACCUAGACUAGCUCGGGAUUCCUUGAGUAGUUUCUGCCUAACGGAACCUGGUUCAGGAUCGGACGCGUUCUCUCUAAAAACUGAGGCGAGGAAGGUGGGUGCCGAGUACGUGAUCAAUGGCACGAAGAUGUGGAUAUCCAAUUCCGAUAUAGCGCAAAUUUUUUUGGUUUUUGCCAACGCGGAUCCCUCGGCCGGUUACCGUGGCAUCACAACCUUCCUCGUGGAUCGCGAUACGCCCGGUUUGACGGUAGACAAGCCUGAGGACAAGAUGGGUAUCAGAGCAUCGGGCACUUGCAUGGUGCACUUCGACGAUGUUAAGAUACCUGAGGGUAAUCUGCUGGGAAAAUUCGGGCACGGAUACAAAUACGCGGCCGGAUUUUUGAACGAAGGCAGAAUCGGCAUCGGUGCGCAAAUGAUCGGCGCGGCACAGGGAUGCUUGGACGCGACCAUACCGUACACGUUGGACAGGAAACAAUUUGGGCAGGACAUCUUUUCUUUCCAAAGCUUGCAGCAUCAAAUAGCUCAGGCAGUAACGGAAUUGCAAUGCGCCAGAUUGCUCGUUUACAACGCGGCAAGAUUAGUGGAGGCUAAAAAGGACUUUAUGAAAGAAGCAGCUAUGGCGAAGUUCUUCGCGUCUGAAACCGCGUGUCGUAUCACUGCAAAGUGUAUAGACUUUAUGGGAGGCGUCGGCUUUACGACUGAUUUUCCUCAAGAAAAAUAUUAUAGGGAUGUAAAAAUCGGUACCAUUUACGAAGGUACAAGUAAUAUACAAUUAUCGACGAUUGCGAAAUGUAUUCGCAAGGAAUAUUCUUAAAUGGUAACAAGUCUAUGAUUGUUCCAAAAUUAGGUGUAUCAUUUAUUACCUAUCUUUAAAAAUAUUACGUAUAUAUAUAUAUAUAUAGGUAAAAGUUAUUUUUACGUUUUUAUAUUAUUUUUAAAGUUUUUUAAGUAGUCUUGUUUAAUAAAUACAUUUUUUAAUAUUUUUAUUAAAUUGCUAUUUAAAUAAUCUUUAAUGUAAAAUAUGUACGUAUCUAUGUGUGUGUGUGUGUACAAAUAAAAGAAAUUAGUACUUUGAAAAUAUUCAUUUCCUACUUAUACAAGAUACACAUCAUUAACGCAUUUUCGAAUACUUAAUAAUGUUUUUAAGGCUUGGUUGUCUAAUGGUGAUAUAAUUGAUUGUAUGACAUUAGGAGCAAGAAAUAAGAUAAUAAAUUAAUUACUACGUAUAAUUUUAUUUUGUAGUUUUCCUUUAAAAACAUAAUUCUGGAACCUGCAAAAUAUAUGACCAAUUAAAACAUCUGUUCGAAAUGUCACGUCAAAAUGUAAAAUAAUUUCUGAAAUAAUGGUACAUUUUUUAGUCGUUAACAAAAGCCGUAACUGAAAAAUAUACCAUUCAGAAAUUAUUUUACACUUUUACGUAACAUAUCGAAUAAAUGUCUCAGUUUUCCACAUAUUUUACAGGACUACGAAAUUAUUACGUAUUUUUAAGGAAAACUAAAAAUAAAGCUGCACGCUAACAAUCAAUUCAUUGCAUGUAAUUUCUCGCUUUUGACGUCAUGUAAUCAAAUAUAGUAUGCGAGAAAGCCGAACCUUAAUUCGUUUAUUUAUAAUACAUUACUACUAUUUAUAAUACAUACAUACCGUACUAAUCAGCGUUUUUACAGAUCAAUUUGAUUAAAUUAUGUAAACUAACAUAAAUUGAAAUGUUAAAAAUCUUAUUGAAUAUAAUAUUAAUUUGUUAAAAUAUGUAUAUCAGAAUGUACGCAAUAUGCAAUUAGUUCGCAAUAAUUGAAUUUAUUCUUCGAAAGAAUUGUUUUUAAAAAAUCAAUAAUAAAUGCAAUAAAAUACAUCAUUUUAUACAACCGGUUUUUUUACUCUUGCUUAUGGAAUAUUUUAAAUAUCUAAUGUAAAUAUUAAAUUUUAGUCUUACCUACACUAGAUAAUAUAGAUCUUAUACAUUUUUUAAACGUCUCUUUCUUUCUCUCUCUCAAUUGUUUUAU